Messenger RNA from Neoarius graeffei (lesser salmon catfish), 1896 nucleotides. Its product is annotated as fibroblast growth factor receptor homolog 1-like. Gene Ontology annotation, molecular function: signaling receptor binding; non-membrane spanning protein tyrosine kinase activity; transmembrane receptor protein tyrosine kinase activity. Gene Ontology annotation, cellular component: extrinsic component of cytoplasmic side of plasma membrane; signaling receptor complex. Gene Ontology annotation, biological process: cell differentiation; cell surface receptor protein tyrosine kinase signaling pathway; positive regulation of kinase activity. The transcript has 12 exons. Bases 349 to 1653 code for a protein of 434 amino acids. The record is from RefSeq and is a predicted model, not a curated record. NCBI's taxonomy places the organism in Eukaryota, Metazoa, Chordata, Actinopteri, Siluriformes, Ariidae.
CGUCUAUUUGUGUUUUUGAUUUUUGGCUUUUCCAUUUUCCUCAUACACACCGUAUUCAGUGCUUGGAUCUGGCUUAGAUGAGGUCUAAAUGAACACUUUUCUUGCUUUUGUACUUGAUCUUUAAACUUGUCAAGUGCGUGCUUUGACAGGAAACCACAACAACAUGGGGUCUUGAUGACAUGCAUAGAAUUGAAUGUUCCAUAUAGUGCACUUCAGUAUUCAGAUUCAAAUCGCAAAAGAAACUAACACCCCUUUUUCCCCCUAAGAAAAAGAUAGCACUGUGAAAUGAAACUCGAUGAAAUAAAAUGAUGAAUGGGCAUGAUAACAGGCUGGAGAUGAUCUUCACUGAUGUAUAGCCCUACAUCAAGACCGAAUACUGGCAUGACGUCAAACUACUCAGCACCACCACCACCAACAACAACAACGCCCGCCUAUGCAACAACACACAACAGCACAAAGAAAGAUGCUUUGAGAUGUGAAAUAUCAUAUGAUGGAGAAAGUUUGCUGUUUUGCAUCAUCAUAACUACAUAUGCUUCAAUAUUUCUGAUCACCAUAAUGGCUAUAAUGUGGUUGAAACAGUACAAGACGUUGAAGCGCAGAAUUAGGAGUCUGCAGGACACACAGCGGCAGGCAAUGUCUGUUCCAUCUGCUGAAACCGAUCCUUUAGUAAAGCAAAGCUCUGGGCCUGAACAAAUAAUUACAGUCCAGCUGGAACAAAAUGCCAUUUCAGCCUCUGAAUUUAAACUGCAGAGCAUGAAGUCAGCUAGUCGCUCAUUUAACAAAGCUGAUCUCUCUAUGUAUCAGCUCAUCAAAGUAGGAAGAGAAGGAGUGCUGUAUAAAACAAAAAUGACACGUGGUGCUAUCAAAGGCCGCACCAUGUUCACCUGCAAGAUCUACAAAAAGGCUGCUCAACACAAUCAUGUCAAAAAGGAGGUUAUGAUCAUGCUGAAUUUAAGCACACACAUGAAUCUGCUACAACUUGUAGACUGGGACAUCACAGAAGUGCCCUAUAUGUUAAUUAUGGAAGAUGUAGAACAUGGCAGCCUACGCACCUUCCUUAAAAUGAAUAAAGAAAGUCUGUGCAAAGAUGAAAACCUCCAGCACCUCUUCACCAUUGCACUUUACCACAUAGCACAGGCCAUGGACCAUCUGCACUCCAAAAUGAUACUGCAUUGUGAUCUGGCACUGAGGAAUAUCAUGGUGCACAGAUUUCCCCAUGAAGUAAAAGUGGCUGAAUUCGGACUGGCCAGAGACAUAACGAGGAAGCAGGGCCUCUCUGGAAACUGCAAGAUGACUGACAAUAAGCGAGUUCCCUUUAGAUGGUAUCCUCCAGAAUAUUUCAAACAUGACUUCUACGGAUUUAAAGGAGAUGUCUGGGCUUUUGGAAUCAUAAUCUGGGAGAUGCAAACAUUUGGCACUAUACCCUACCCUGACUUGAAAACAUCAAAUGAAGUUGUGAGUUAUGUACGUGCUGGCCACAGGAACCCAGAGCCUGAAGCAUGCAGGCCAGAAAUGCGUCAAAUGAUGAGAGACUGUUGGCAAGACCCCCACAUCACGAGACCUUCCUUUACGGAUAUUGUCAGAGUUCUGGAACUCAUUCUGGAAAAUGAUCGUGACUAUGUGGCGAUGGACAGCAGCACUUUCAUUGCAUGAGUGGAAUCUGAAGACAGAGAUUAAUUAUUAUUAUUGCUGUUAACAUCAGAAAUGGAUUGUGGGUCUGGUUCUACAGAUUGAGAUGUGUAUCAUUUCAAGAUUUCAUCAUAUUCAAUUAUAUUCAUUCAUAAGCAUGUACAGACUAUGACUACUACCUUUUGAAACAAAGCUCAUGUGGCUGUUUGUAAGAAAAUUCAUCCAUCUAUACUGCUUAUCCUCCUAAGGGUUGUACAGUGUCUUGCA